This is a messenger RNA of Scheffersomyces stipitis CBS 6054, 315 nucleotides long. RefSeq names its product dithiol glutaredoxin. Gene Ontology annotation, molecular function: glutathione disulfide oxidoreductase activity. Gene Ontology annotation, biological process: cellular response to oxidative stress. Gene Ontology annotation, cellular component: cytoplasm; nucleus. The record is from RefSeq and is a predicted model, not a curated record. Bases 1 to 315 code for a protein of 104 amino acids. NCBI's taxonomy places the organism in Eukaryota, Fungi, Ascomycota, Pichiomycetes, Serinales, Debaryomycetaceae. The transcript is spliced from 2 exons.
AUGGUUUCCCAAGCUACAACCGAAAAGGUCAAGACCUUGAUCAAGACCAAGCCAGUCUUCAUUGCUUCCAAGAGUUACUGUCCUUACUGUAAGGCCACCAAAGCUACCAUUGGUGCUAUUACCCAAGAAGCCUACGUCAUUGAAUUGGACGAAAUUGCUGAUGGCGCAGAAAUCCAAGAAGCUUUGUUCGAAUUGACUGGCCAAAAGACCGUUCCAAACGUCUUCAUUGGUGGAGAACACAUUGGUGGUAACUCCGAUGUCCAAGUGUUGAAGUCUCAAGACAAGUUGGACGAUAAAAUCAAGGCUGUCUUGUAA